Molecule: messenger RNA, 2259 nt
Organism: Centropristis striata (black sea bass)
Lineage: Eukaryota; Metazoa; Chordata; Actinopteri; Perciformes; Serranidae
Exons: 4
Coding region: 203-994 (263 amino acids)
Source: RefSeq, a predicted model, not a curated record
UGUUCAGGUUCCAGCACACACCCUUCACUGAGAUAAGGCUUUCUGGUAAUUCCGAACCAUAUUUUUGUAAUGAUUAACUGUUCCGCACAUAGGGACGAGUCUGAAGGACCGCAUUUAGGAAUGAAAGCACCAUAAGGACUGAGAGACGACUUGAGCAGAGCUGAGGAGUAGCACCAAUCCUUCUGAGUGAAAUGAAAAAGAGAUGACAAUGUGGUUCACACCGUUGCCCACACUUCUCUGGCUUCUAUCUGCAGUCACUCUCACAACACAAGAGUUGGUGAAACUAAGUGUGACUCCCAGGCUUACUGCAGAAUGCGAUCAACAGGUUGCCCUAAGCUGCAACGUGUCCUCAUCUCGAAAUGGACUAUUAAUCAAACACAUGGGGUGGUUCCAAAAGAACACACCUUACUGUUCUGUGGACAGUGAAGGAAAAGUCACACACCACAAGGGCACUCUGAGCCACUUCCGUUGUACGUAUAACCAUGGUGAACUUUCCCUCAUCUUCAAAAAAGUGCAGCCACUGGAGAGCGGAAAGAACUUCAUGUGCAAACUACAAUCCAACCGGGGAGCUCGGCAGGCAUACACAAGAGUGGAAUUACAAGAGUGUUGUGGGAUCGCUGAGGGUUUUGUGACUGGUGACCAGGCGUCCUGCACAUUUAAACACGUCCACCCAGACGGAGAUGUGCACUGGUUCCACGGCUCCCACAAUCUCUCAGACGGGUCUGUGAAGCAGAACACUUCUAAGAGUGUGGACAAAGGAGGUUGGCUGACCAUCCAUAGUACUCUGGAGCGGAAAAGUUCAGACAUACCCUACAACUGUUCCUUGAAGAGCACCGCAUCUGGGAGAUACAUUGCAACUACUUUGGCUCAAAACACACAAUCCUUUUUCAGGGUGCCCUUGCAAGAGGGACAGAUGAGAAACGGGGUUGGAUCACAGGGACCUAUGUGGACAUUUUUGUGUUUCUCAAUCUUAUUUCCUGUUACACUGAAAUAAUGGUAUCAGGGUGAUGAUUAACAUAGGGACAAUGAGGUACUGAGAUUCGUUUCUUUUUUCUAAUCCGAGGCUCCAGCGCUCUCAGUGUCCAAAGUCCAAAGGUGUAUUAUUCUUCCUUUUAUAGCUUGAUUGAAGUGAACAAUGACAUUUACAGGGUGCUGAAAGACUGAUAAUCAUUACACUGUAUAAAAUACCUUUGUUGUUUGUUUCGGUAGAGAGUCACGGAUGAGGGAGCAGAGUCUAUUGGUUUCAUUACGCUCAAAUACACAUAGAUACACACUCUCAUAGAGCUGCAAAUGUUCAAAAAGUCAUUUUGGCUGCUGGUUCAAUUCAGCAUUCAGUUUAUAUAUAAACCUUAUAGCCACAAUUUAUCAUGUAUUUACUUUCAAGAGAGUGAGAUGAAAAUGUCUGUUGACAGGUGUGUCCACAGCAUGGUUGUUUAUGGGUGACUGCUGUGUGAAUGCACGCUUUUUGCAAAAGCACCAUGGGAAAAGGAAAAUAAAUCUGGCCAUCUUGAGCAGAAUGCAGACCUCAAAAGACGGGCUCUGCCGUGAAUUCCCCUCAGAGACACAGAACCCUUUGUGUGUGAAAUUUCAAAUAGAUGUAAACAGCAAGUCUCAGUCACGUAACAACAACUCUGUCCAUGGUUAGUGGAUGGAUGCUGCCCUCUGGUGGACAAGUUGUGAUCAGUGUGAGAUACGGCUGUGGCUUUACAUCCUUAAAAAGAAAGUGCCACCUUUAGAUAUUAAUGUUAAUCUGUGAGCCAUAUCAACAUCAAGGUAAUCAUUCUGUUCAAUUUUGACAUCAUAUCAACAUUUAAAUCUCCAAUUAAUCUGUAAUUUUAUUCUAUCCAUAUAAACAUGCAUAGGAACAUUAAAAAAAGAAGAAAAUUUACUGUAACUCUUCCACUACUCGUGUUUCUCAGCAAUAAACACAUUCUCAUUACAGCACACUGAUUUAAAUGACAGCCCCACACUGUUGCAAUAGCAGCAAAUGUCAAAAAGGAGAAUUGAGUGGCUGUAAAAAAGCUAAUUUAGUUGAGUAUCUCAAAUCAGGGCAAAAACACCAAAACUAUCUGCAUGGCUACACAACACUAUAGCUAAGUGUGAAAAUAUAUCUUUUAAUCAUUAUUUGAGAAGGCUGUUCUCAUUCAAUGUACGCACUUAAACCUAUGAAAAGUAACACACUAAACUCCUAUAUAAACAACAUAAUUGUGUGCCGUGAGCAAAGGCAUGCAGGGCUGCUUCAAAGGAGGAAUGACAUAG